UUUUCUAUCUUUCCCUUGUUUCUCAUUCGCAAGUAAAAACCUCAAAAAGUAUUAGAAUUCCUCUAAAUUUUUUGUAUCUAUAAAGAGGAUGCUUCAACAAUAAACAUCAACACCUAUUAGGCUGAACUAAUUUACUGUUGUCAACCAACAACAUCUUAAGCCUUUUAAUAACCAACUCUGUUACUCUGUCGUUCUCUAUCAAUCUCCUUUUUACUACUGUCACACUAUAUAUGCCUAUAGUAAUAUUCACUUCAACUUCAUCAACAAAAAACAGCAGAGAAAACAGCAAUAAUAAUAUUCAUCACAAUCAUAAACAUUAACAUGGCUAUUUCUGCUGCAAUCUUCAGUUUGCUACUAAUCUUCUCUGCAUUUUCCCUAGGAGAUGCUUUAAGCUUAAAUCACUACGCUAAGACGUGUCCUGAUGUCGAUUAUAUCAUUUCCAAUGCAGUCAAAGAAGCAUUCCAGACAGAUAAAACAGUCCCAGCUGCUCUGCUUCGCUUGCAUUUUCAUGACUGUUUCAUUAGGGGAUGCGAUGCUUCAGUGCUGCUUGACAAAGAUGGGAGCAACAAAGUAGAGAAAUCUGGACCUCCAAAUCUUUCACUGCAUGCAUUUUUUGUUAUUGACAAUGCAAAGAAGGCGGUGGAAGAUGCUUGCCCCGGAGUUGUCUCGUGUUCUGACAUACUGGCUCUCGCUGCAAGGGAUGCAGUCGUCGUUGCUGGUGGACCUACUUGGGAUGUGCCUAAAGGAAGGAAGGAUGGAAGAAAAUCGCUUGCUAGUGAAACAAUACAACUUCCAGCACCCACCUUCAACCUAUCUCAACUUCAACAAAGUUUUGCACAGAGAGGCCUUAACCUCGGAGAUUUGGUAGCACUUUCAGGUGGACACAGUCUAGGUUUCUCCCACUGCUCAUCAUUCCAAAACCGAUUGAACAAGUUCGAUGCAACUCAUGACAUUGAUCUCUCCAUCAAUCCAUCCUUUGCUGCAAGCCUAGAGAAAGUCUGCCCAGCACAUAACAAAGUGAAGAAAGCCGGUUCAAACCUAGAUCCUUCCCCAACAAUGUUUGACAAUACAUACUACAAGCUAAUUCUCCAAGGAAAGAGCCUGUUUUCUUCGGACCAAGCUUUGUUCACUGCUCCAAGUACUAAACACUUGGUCUACAAAUAUGCUAGUUCCAAGGAAGCUUUCUAUGAAGCAUUCAUUAAGUCUAUGAUUAAAAUGAGCAGCAUCAAUGGAGGACAGGAGAUUAGAAAGAACUGUCGAAAGGUCAAUUCAUAAGGGCUUGUGUCUAAUAAGUUAAAUGUGCAACAUUUUUAAAAAAAAUCAAGGCAAUCAAAUGUUCAUUGUAUUGCCUUUACUUCGUGAAAGCAUGUUUUGUUUCCAGUUCCAGAUUAUAUACUAGCUGAUAGCUGUUGUGAGAUUUGUAACAGAAUAGAAUUGAAAAUGAAGUUAAAUUUUUUUAACUCUUAUUGAGUAAACAAUCAGAACGCGUUGUUUCUGAA
Molecule: messenger RNA, 1499 nt
Organism: Chenopodium quinoa (quinoa)
Lineage: Eukaryota; Viridiplantae; Streptophyta; Magnoliopsida; Caryophyllales; Amaranthaceae
Product: peroxidase 64-like
Exons: 4
Coding region: 322-1275 (317 amino acids)
Biological process (GO): hydrogen peroxide catabolic process; response to oxidative stress
Cellular component (GO): plant-type cell wall; plasmodesma
Molecular function (GO): peroxidase activity; heme binding
Source: RefSeq, a predicted model, not a curated record